Messenger RNA from Monodelphis domestica (gray short-tailed opossum), 12166 nucleotides. It is a transcript of the gene KLHDC7B, whose product is annotated as kelch domain containing 7B. The record is from RefSeq and is a predicted model, not a curated record. Gene Ontology annotation, molecular function: protein binding. NCBI's taxonomy places the organism in Eukaryota, Metazoa, Chordata, Mammalia, Didelphimorphia, Didelphidae.
CCUCUCUCCUGAAAGAGAACUAAGCUGUCUUUUGUGCUCAGGACUUCAGACUGCGCGCUUCCCCGGUGGGAAGCGCGCCUCCGCGAGGGCUGCUCCCCAUUGCACACAGGCCGAAGGUCGGUCUAGAAAAUGUAUCUACAAUGUGGCGAUAUCUUGGGCUCCUGGACUUCGGAGCCUUCGAGGCCUUUGGUGCCAACUUCUGCACUUUCCAAAUUGCCCAUUUGCAGCCUCUUGGGAAACUCCUAAGACCCAGAGGCCUUCCAGGAGCCUGGGAACGAAUGCCGAAGCGGAGCCCUCCCAGAAAGGAAGGGCUCCCUGGAAGCCCAGCGGCCGGCCAAUAAGCGUUUAGGGACUGACGGCGGGCAGAAGCGGAGGUCUCUCCCCUCCCGCGACAUGGCUUGAGUCUUUCAGCAAUUGAGAUGAACCCCCAAAUCCCUGGGGCCGAUUUCAGAUCUCCCCACCUCAUAUGCUUGGGCUCCAGGUGCCCCAGAAGACAAAACAUUUUACCCAAGGACCAAGCAAGGCAGCCAGCCUGUUACCUGCACUUAUUGAGGGGUCACAGUGUGCCAGACACCACCAAACCCCACGGCCACAAAGCCAGGAAUGAUGGGAAACAGCACCAGCAUUGGAGUCAAAAGGGCUAGGUUCAACUCUUACCCCAAGGUGUAUAUGCAGUACAUGCCAGGGUUGCCCAGGGCUAGGUGGCUAGAGAAUCCAUCGAGAAACAGGAGGUCAGACACUUCCUAGCUGGGUGACCCUGGGCGAGUCCCUUCACCCCAAUUGCCUAGUUUUUACCCCUCGGCUGCCCUGUGUUUCUAUUGAUUCUAAGACAGAAGGGAAGGGUUUUAAAAAGUGAAUGUGCUAAUGUUCAGGAGCUUUUGGUGUUCUGGGUUUCAUUUGGAAGCUUCACUUUUUAGGCAAAGCUUGACCGUUAAUUUUCUUUUAACAUUUACUCACAGUUUUGCUUAGUCAGAUAACCAACAACAAUGACCAUCAUGCCGAGUUACUCAGUCACUGAGCACACAGCUUUUUAAAAAAUUCAAACAAUAACUUUCAACAUGUUUCCCCAAAUUGUUAGAUCCAAAUUGCUUCUCCCCUUCUCUCCCCUCUCCAUUCUCCCAGCUGACCUGGACUAUACACGUGUCCUCAUAUUGGUCACUGUUGUAAGAGAAUACUCAUUCCAUACCUAAAUCCCCAAAGAAAAAAACAAAGGAAUAGGAGAAAGCAUCUGCUUCCAUCUGCACCUGGCUGUAAUAGUUCUUUCUCUGGACGCAGAGAGCAUUCUGGGUCUCAAAUCCUCCAGAACUGGCCUAUAUUGUAUUGCUGAAAGUAGCUAAGUCUUUCACAUGGCAAUAUUGCUGUUACUGUAUACAGUGUUUUCCUGGUUCUGCUUAUUUCGCUCUGCAUCAAUUCAUGGAGGUCUUUCCAGCUUUUUCUGAAAUCCUCCUGCUCAUCAUUUCUUAUACUAGAACAGAAUCCCAUCACCAACAUGUACCACACUUUGUUCAGCCAUUCCCCAACACCCUCAAUUUCAAAUUCUUUGCCACCACAAAAAGGGCUGCUAUAAAUAUUUUUGUACAAGGAGUUCCUUCUCCCAUUUUGAUUAUUUCUUUGGGAUAUGACCCCAUAGUGGUGUUACAGGACCAAAGGAUAUGCUCAAUUUUAUGGCUUUUUCUUUGGGCAUAGAUCCAAAUUGCCAUUCGGAAUGGUUGGAUCAGUUCACAACUCCACCAGCAAUGCAUUAGUGUCCCCAUUUUGCCACAUCCCCUCCAACAUUGAACACUUUCCUUUGCUGUCAUGUUGGCCUAUCUGAUAGGUAAGAGAUGGUAUGUCAGAAUGUUUUAAUUUGCUUUUCUCUAAUCAAGAGGGAUUUAGAACAUUUUUUCAUAUGAUUAUUGAGAGCUUUGAUUUCUUUAUCUGAAAACUGUUUAUUUAUAUCCUUUGACCAUUUGUCAGUUAGGGAAUGACUUGUAUUAUAAAGCUGACAGCUCUAUAAAUUUGAGAAAUGAGACCUUUAUCAGAGACAUUGCUACAAAAUCUACCUCCCCCACCAGUUCCUAGUUUCCCUUCUAAUCUUGGUUACAUUGCUUUUGUUUGUACGUGAUUACAUUUUUUUCAUUUAACAUGACCAAAAUUAUUCAUUUUACGUCUCAUAAUGCUGUCUAUCUCUUGUUUAGUCAUAAAUUCUUCCCUUCUCUGUAGAUCUGCCAUGCAAACUAUUCUGUGUUCCCCUAAUAUACUUAUGUCUAAAUCGUAUACCCAACCUUAUCUGGGCAUAGGGUGUGCGAGGCUGCUCUAUAUCUAAUUUCUGCCAUGCUGUUUUUCAGCAGUUUUUGUUAAAGAGAUUUUUCAUCCCAAAGCUGGGAUCGUUGGGUUCACCAAACGCCAAGUUGUUAGGUCAUUUACCCCUGCCAAUUGUGUAUCUGCUCUGUUCCAGUGAUCCACCAUUCUAUUUCUUAGCUAGCACCAGACUGUUUUGGUGAUUACUGACUGCUUUAGAGUACUAUUUGAGAUCUGGUACUGCAAGGCUACCUUCUUUGGCAUUUUUUUCCUCAUGAAUUCUCCUGAUAUUCUCAGACUUUUGUUCUUCCAGAUGAAUUCUGUUAUUAUUUUUCCUAGUUACAUAAAAGAAUUUUGGGUAUUUUGAUUGGAUAAGUAACUUAGUUUAGGCAGAAUUGUCAUUUUUAUUCUAUUGGCUCAGCUUACCCUCGAACAAUUACUAUUUUCCCAACUGUUUAGAUCUGACUUUAUUUGUGUGAAAAUUAUUUGGUAAUUAUGUUCAGAUAAUUCCUGUGUUUUCUUGGCAAGUUGAUUACCAAGUAUUUUAUAUUGUCUAAAGAUUCUUUAAAUGGAAUUUCUCUUUCUAUUUCUUGCUGCUGGACUUUGUUGGUAAUACCUAGAAAUGCUGAUGACUCGUGUGGGUUUAUUUUGUAACCUGCAACUUUGUUGAAUUUAGUAAUCAUUUCAACUAGUUUUUCAGUUGAUUCUCAAAGUAUAUCAUCAUAUCAUCUGCAAAGAGUUGAGCUUUCUCAUCGCCCACCCGAAUCUCUUCCACCUCGUUGCCUUCUCAUUGCUAAAGCUAGCAUUUCUAGUGAGUGAGAGUGGGUGAUAACGGAUAGCCUUGCUUUAUCCCUGAUCGUAUUGGAAAGGCUUCCAACUUAUCCCCAUAACAGAUGCUACUUGCUUCCCAGUGGACAUCUUCAUGAAUUGUGUUGUGCCUGCCUCGGAUCCCAUCUUGGCUACUUCCAUCUGGGGUGUUCCUCAACCUUCCUGGGCUUCAGAUUUCCCAUCUAGAUAAAAUGAUGAGGCAGGAGGGUAGCCCAAAUGGCUUCUGAGGUUCUUCCCAGCUCUAAACUGGGGGUCCCAUCACUUUGUAAGCUUUGUAUUCUGUGUCUGCUUGCCCUUCUAGUGUGGAGAAUACAUUCUCUGCACCUGUCUUUUUGGGACAGCUGGGACAAUUACCUGGGUCUGUGCUGUGGCUUUGCGUUGUACCCACAGAUGACCACUUAUGGGAUGAACCUGCCAGUUGUACUUAGAUACAACAUGUGAAUGUGAUGAGACUGCAAAUUCUUUACUUAGGGAAAGUGUGAGAAUUACAUGAUUGUAGGGUCCACCCCGGCCUCCCCCCCCCUUUUCAGCCUUGCUUUUGAAUGGAUCUGGAUGGCAGCAAAGGGGCAGUGGAAGAGGAGAUGGAAAGGAAUCUCUUCCUCCCACCCCCUUUGCCAUCUUGCCAAAUAGAAUUCCAGGAAUGAUUUGGAGGAGCUCCAGUUUAGAGAGCAAGGCACAGAACAGGUAAAAAGGAGUUUAAGGCUUCACUCAGAGACUGGGGGGGUCGAAAAGGAAGGUGGAUUUGGCCUAAGCCCGAGGCCCAGGGCUGCUGGCUUCUGUUGGAUGUCUGGUGGGCUGUGCCUGCAAAGCCUAUGGCUAUGAUAGAAAGAGUUGAGGGAAAUCUUUUGGGGGUCAGGGGGUGAGGGAUGCCCAUAGCAUCUGUCACUCAGUAGAUGGCAGCAGAGAACAACUAUGUGAGGCGAGAAAAGGGGACGCUAUUCUGGGAAAUGGAGUAGAAUGAAUGGAGUGGAGACGUGAGAGCCUGGCUGAAUAUGUGGGGUGAGUGAGACGCCAUUGAGGAUGAGAAUCUCGCUCGCAGCCUAGAAGAAUGUCGGGGGAGUUGGGAGGAGGAGGAGGAGGACGCAGUGAAUUCUUUCGGACACGCCGAGUUGGAGAUGUCUUGGGGCAGCCAAGUUGAAAUGGAACUCGGGAGAGAGACAAGGGCUGAGUGAACAGAUCAGGAAAUCAUCUUCCGAGAAAUGAGAAUGAAGCCAAUAGGAACUCAUGAGGUCGCCAAGGGAAAUGGAAUGGAGAGAGAAGAGGGCACAAGGCAGAGCCUUGGGGGUAGAGCAAUAGUUGAGGGCUGGGAGAUGGCUGGUGAUCCCGCAGAGGAAACCAUUGAAGAGUGGCCAGAAAAGGAGGAGGAAAACCAGGAGAAAGCUGUGGAAUGAAAUCCAAGGAAGGAGAAUGUGGCAGGGAGGACCAAGAAGCACUUAUUCUAUUUGGCGCUGAAUGGUACAUUUGGAGCAAUGGGGUUCUGUUUCUGACAAGGAGAUGGGAAGCCAGACGACAGAAGAUGCAGGAAGGAAUGCUUCAAUUUACUACCCUGGGUGCAAUUCAGUAUAGUCCAUUUGUUACAAAGAUAAGAAGAGGCCACGAGGCCGGCUUUUCUAAGAGCUUGGUUGAGGGAAAAGAGGAGACACAUAGGAUAAGAGAGCUGCUCUCCCUCUAGUGCCUGCGGGUCCCUUCUGGGGCCAUCUCAAAUGUCAGGGCUAACCAGAUCCCCUUACUCCUCCCCACCUGCCUCAUUUUACAGUUAGGAAAACUGAGGCCUCAGAAGGGGAGGGGACUUACUUUCUCAAGGUCUCAUGGGAGGCUGGGAAGUAGCCAGAGUCUGGGUUUAGCUGGGCUCCUCUGACUCUCAAAGCCUGGAUGUCCUUCCCAAGGACUUCACGCACUUCAUGGUAGGGAGUGUGUGUGUGUAUGUGGGAGGGGAGAGGAGCAUGGGACAGUGAAGUGGCUUCAGAGCUGGUCUAAGCCCUGAGGAAACAGGCCCAGGGAAGGGAUCUGGCCAGAUCUAUGCAGUUUAAAAGUCUAUUUUGAACCCAAAUCCUGCUUUCAAUAUAUGAGUCUCUUCUUUGCACAAAUGAGUCAGGAGGUAGAAGGGACAGGCGGCGAGGCUUGGAGCUGGUCGUUCCCCUCUGGCAAGGUCCUGGGGCAGGGGCAUCAUCAGAGCCAGCUGGGCUUGGUCCGGUCAGCACCCCGAGGCAGGGUUCUAAAGUCAGUGAGGCCUACCCUGGCAGAGGGAGGGGGUGAGGGCAGCUCCCAGCUCAGGUGGUUUCCCUAGUCUGGCAGGCCUCCUGGAAGAACAGGCUACCCUGUGUACGGUUACCAGAUUGUCCUGGCGAUAAUAGAGGAGGGAGGCAGCAGGCCAGAGCCAGGGAUGGGGGAAGGGAGGGGGCAGGCAGCACCAAUCCCACCUUAGCCCUGCUGCUGGGGAUGGGGUGCAGGAUUGUGGGAUGCUGAGCACAUUUCCCUCAGUAGGCACCAUCUCUGGGCAGAGGCAGCCUCUCUCUCAGCGCCUGCUCCCGAGAGACGUUUUCGCUCCAGAGUUCUUCGUCUUGCCUUUCUGAACCUGUCCUGAGCCCCGGCCAUGCCGUCCUGAUUCUCCCAGCCUCAGUCUCCCGUCCGGGGUCAUCUGCACGGGCCUCUGUCUCCCUCCUGCCCCGGCUCCAGCCCCCAGGAGACAGAGCAAUGGUGCUAGCAUGUAUGGAGAGCUUUAAGGUUACAGACGGACAAAGAUGAUCUCAUCCCCCCCCCAUUCUGGGAAGUAAGUGCUAGUGGGAUCUCUAUUUUACAGUUAGGGAGACUGAGGCAGACGAGCUCAUGGACUGGUCUGCAGCCGCUCCCCAGAGGCCUGGACCUGCUGACUUCGAAGCUCCUCUUGGCUGAAAUCCUCACGACUUGCCCUUGCUUUACCGUGCUGUCACACCUAACUUGGAAGAACACGGCGGUCUCGCACUCGGGACCUUCGGACGCGGGAAGUGUGGGAAGGUUCGGAGACACUCACGGAUGGGAUUUUCGAUGUCCACAUGAAGAGAAGCUCGGGGGUCCCAGGGCAGAGCCUCCCGAGCCUCCCAGCCCUCCCCCAAGUCUAACCCUGGCCGGGGGCUCGGCCAGUCACUCUUCCCCAUUCACGGGAGGGAAGGAGGAACGGAUGAUGCGCUGCGGCUUGGCCUAGGCCCACGGCUGGGACAGGAAGGCCAUUCCUGCUCCCCAGCAGCUCCCCGUCUCCUUGAGGAGCCAACACACAGGCCGCUUCCCUCCGGGGGCAGCAGCAGGGCAGAGCGUCGGCUCCUGAUGCUCCACUGGGCAGGGCUGAGGACGUGGCUGUCAAGACCUUUCUGGCCUGGGCCUUUGGGAGCUGUGGCUGAAGUCGGGCUGGCCUGCCAGGGCGCAAGGAACGGGGCCCUUUGUCCACGGGGUGGCUGCUUUCUCUGACUCUUGGGGCCAGGGUCCUGGCCUAUCUCCAGGGCUCAGGGGAGGCCAGGUCCGCCCUGGGACAGCUUCUCGGCUGCCUUAUUUCUCCAUCGGUCUUUUCCCUUUUCUCCCGGGGAUGCUCCCCAGAAACACGCUCCGGGGGCCUGGGUGGUGAUGGGGGCAGAAAAGAGGGAGGGAGCAAAGAGCCAGGGCGCCAGCGGGCCCCUCCCCCAUCCCUUCUCGAGGCUGCCCCCUCUGUAGUGACAAGUGAGGAGAGGGCUCGGCCCCUUAUCCGGGCCCUGUCCUCACCCUCCCCACGAGGCACCAAACACACGGGUGGCCCGCUGGGCUGGGCACCAAGUGGCAGACGAACUCUUGGCUGGCUUUGGGCCACCGGACCCCCCCCCGUUCCUCCUUCGGGGCCCCUCUCCCCCCUCCCCCAGCCCCAGGGAACCGAGACUCGGGUGUCUGAUAACUCGGUUUCUGUUGCAUUAUGUUACGGAGGAUCAUGUCUCCCAGAAGCUUAACAGUUUCUUGGCCAGCCCCCUUCCUGGCGCCCCCUCUUCUCUUCAAGCCUCCCCGCCGCUGUCCCAGCUGUCCCCGCCCCCAAGGGCUCCUCUUCUCCUUGGCCACCCUGCCCUGAACCCAUCUCCGGAGGGCCACCUUAAAGGCAGGCGGGGCUGAUGGGGGCUCUGGGCCUCCUGCCAGGCCACCUGGGUUACCGAAGACCCAUCGGGCAGGGCACAGACGAGGAGACAGGCACGGAAGCGCCCUCGGGUCCCCUGCCUCCCUGCCCUGCUGGGGCUGGCUCGUAAGCCCGCCAAGAUGGCCCUGUGCUUCUCUGAGGCAGAUGGCGACGGGGAGGACUCGGUGGCCCUGACCUUGGCUCAGGCUAUGCUAGCGCUGGCUGUGGUGGCGGCCACGGCCUUGGCCCUCCAUUGGUUAGGAUCCGGGUCUGAACGAGACAAGGAUGUGGCCAAGCAGAGUCCGGUGUCCGGCCAGACUCGGCAUCCUCAGGACCGCGAGAUGGCCAAGGUCAGCGGCCAAGACCCGGAGGCCAAGGCCCCCAGGGCGAUGCCAGAUCCGCCGGCGUCAGGUCCCGGGGAGCAGCCUGGAAGAAGCUCAGGGGGCUCGGAGGCUCCCAGGAACAGAGAGGAUGACCCGGCCCGACUGGAUGUGGCCCCAGCAGCUCCUCCUCAGGCCAGGGCACCCAGGAUAACUUCAAGGGUAGCCCAGCCAAAGCAGCCAGGAAGUGGCUCUCAGCAGAGCGAAUCUGGGCCACCAGCGGGGCAGGGCCCCCUUGUGAUACACUUUACUCCAAGGUACCCAGAGACAUGGAGCCCCCUGGAUGCAGCCCCAGCCCGAGACAAACUGGAUGCUGGUGGAGAGAAGUCGGGCAAGGCUCCUGAGGGCCAACGGCAGGAUGCGGUGCCCAGUCCCAGAAGCCGGAGCCGCGUUAGAGGCCCGGGGCCCGAUCCCUUCAGUCUGGGCACAGUGGUGAGUGUGUGGGAUGCCAUUGACGCAGGAAGCUCCCUUGCUGCUCCGGAUCCCUUUCUGGGUGGGCUUCUGCCCCGAGCCCUGGGCACCAGAGUCGCAGCCCCAGCAAAGGCUCCCAGUGUCCCCACACCCCCUGGGGGCUGCCAGGACACCCCCUCAAAGCCAGGCGGAGGGGAAGGGCAGAUCAGGCCCCCUGCCUCAGGAUCCCAGGCAGCCCUGGCUGCUGUUCAAGAGAGAACAAACAGCAAGUGUGGAGACAGAGACCCCAGGCCCGGGGGAGCGGGGCUCUCAGCAUCCUGCGCUCCCAGCCCUGUCCAGGAUGUAGGCCCAGUUCCAGAGGAGGGCUGGCCCUGGAAGGAGAGGGAGCUCCUGAUCACCAGCAGCUUUAGCCGUCCCCCCUCCGCUCUGAUCCAGCAACUGGAGGGUGCUGGCCAAGAGUCCCCACUGCCCUCUAGGAGGGAGAGCCCCCAGGCUGGCCUGGCUCCAAGGAGCACCUGCGCAGACCCUGAAGAAAGGAAGACGGGAGCAGUUCAGGCCCCUUUGUCUCCAGAGGGUGUGAGCCCAGGCCAGGACCUCCCUGGCACCACCCCAGGCUCAGAGCCUGGAGCACUAGCAAAAAAGCUUGGGGCUGGAAAGGCCUGGGGAGAACCAGGAGCUGCAGAUGCCCCUGCUCAAGUCAAUUCAGCACUUAAUCAUGAGGGUGCUGGGUUCAACUCCUCCUGCUCUGCCUCUGGUCCUUCUCCCAGAGCUCGUAAGACCAUGGGGUCUCCGAGCCCAGUCACUUCUCCUGGAGCCCUCCUUCCUAUGGGAUCUUCAUCCUCAGCCCCCCUGCCUACAGAGUCUCCAGCUUCAAUUCCUUCUCCCAAAGCCCAUAGCCUCAAGGAGCCUCCAAGCUCAGAUCCUCCUCCUACAGGGUCUCAGGCAUUAGCCUCUUCUCCCAAAGCUGUCGGCCCCACAGAGUUGCCAUCCUCAGCCCCUGCACCUUCUGUGUCUCCAUCCUCAGCCCUGGCAGCCAUGAAGUCCUCGCCUUCAGCCCCUGCACCCUCAGGUUCUCCAUUCUCGGCCCCCACAUCUUCAGGUUCUCUGUCCUCAGCCCCUGUACCAUCAGGGUCCCCAGCCUCAGCCCCUGAACCCUUGGGGUUGCCAUCAUCAGUCUCUUCACCCUUGGGGUCCCCAGGUCCUACAACCCUGAAGUCCCCAUGCUCAGCCCUUGCACCCACAAAAUCCCCGUCCUCAUCCCCUGAAUCCUUAGGGUUGCUGCCCUCAACCCCUGCAUCCUUAGGAUCACCAUCCUUAGCCCCUGCACUUAUAAAGUCCCCAUCCUCAGCCCCUUUAUCUUUGGGGUUGCCGUCCUCAGCCCCUGAAUCCUCUGCACCCUUGGCGUUUUCAUCUUCAGCCCCUAUACCCACAAAGUCCCCAUCCUCCGCUCCUGCACCCUUGGAGUCACCAUCAUUAGCCUCUGCACCCUUGGGGUCACCAUCCUCAAACCCUGCACCCACAAAGUCGCCAUCCUCAGCCCGUGUACCCUCAGAGUCACCCCCAUCAGACUCUGUACCCUUAGGGUCCUCCUCAGGCCUUGCCCCCACAGAGCCUCCAUCUUUAGCUGUUGCUUCCAGAGUUCUCACACCCACAGAGACUCCAUUCUUGGGGCCCUCCUCCUUGCCUUCCUCCAUUCCCUCUUCCACAGGCCCUUCUUCCUCUGCUCUGCCCUCCUCAGUUCCUGCCCCCUCAGCUUCUUUAUCCAUAAUCCCCUCCGCCUCACAAGCCCUUCCUUCAGCUCCCCAGGCCACAGCUUCUGUGCCCAAGAGCCGACCACCUGCAGCCCUUCCUUUACCUGGCGAGAGCGCCCAGAGUCCUUCCAGGGCUGAAGAGCUUACAGCAGAUCCAAUCCUAGCCCCAGCCCCAGCCCCAGGUGGCCCACCGGUCAGGGCUCUGGCCCAGGGUCCCAGUGGCAGCUGGGGAAACCUCAUUUCCAUGGUCUUGCGGAGCCAUCCCUUCCCCAGCUCAGCAAAGCGCCAGGGGGAGGCCCCUCAGACCGGCCCCGUGGAUCGCUCGAGUGCUGCAGCCGAGCCCUCCCGGAGCAGCCAGACCAGGGAUCUUCCUCCAGGGGUCAGUGCAGUGGGCACAGAGCCCCAGGCCACGGUCAGAGAUCAACCACUUUCAGCAGGGAUGGAAACCCCAGCAGCCACCACUCCAAGUAGUUCCCGGGGUCUGAAUGGGGCCCCAGUGGAAGAGAAAAGGCCAGCAACAACUGAACCCCCAAGGGUCACCCGGGGACCAUCAUCUCCCCCCGGGCCCCCCCCGGAAAGGAAGCAGCAGGAGCCAACGGUCCCCAGAGAGACGAGGCCCGAGGGCCAGCCUGCACCUCGACCCCGGAAACGCAGCAUCUGCCAGAUGGCCGACAGUUUGGCGCAGAGGGCGGGCCCGGCGGCCCCCCCCCAGAGGGAAUCCCCACCAGGGAUGGUGACCCCCCUCACCGAAAGACAACUCCAGGACAGCCAGCUCAUGGCCUUCCUGAGGCGUCCCGGAACCUGGGGGAGAGCGGAAGGGCCGCGCAAGCCUAGCCACCCUCCCAAGGAUCUCGCUGGCGCUGUGGCGGCCGUGCGGCGGCACCUGGACCUGGGCAGCUGUGUGGCCGCCCUGGCCUUCGCCCAGCAGCACGGCGAGCUGGCUCUAGCGGAAGAGGUCUAUGCCCUGAUGAGCGACAACUUCCUUCUCGUGCUGGGCGAUGCGCCCCUCUACCGGCAGCUCAGCGGAGGCGACAGGGAGCGGAUCCUGGCUCUGCGCAAGACCCGAGGCCGGCCCGUGCUGGGGCUCCUCGUGUUGCCCAGCGUCUACGGGGUGAGCCGGUCGGCCUUGGCGGGGGAGCCCCAAGCCACGGAGGUGCCCGCGACCCCCUCGGCCGGGGUGCCUCGCACUUACCUGUACACGUUCGAGCCUGGCAGGAACGCGUGGCAGCCCCUGACCCUGGUGCCCGAGGAGGCUCCGCUCCGAGGCUGUGGCCUGUGCACCAUGUACAAUUACCUGUUCCUGGCUGGCGGCGUCAGGGGCUCGGGCCCUGCGGCCGUCUCGACCAACGAGGUCUUUUGCUACAACCCGCUGACCGACAUCUGGAGCCCGGUGCGGCCCAUGCUGCAGGCCCGGGCACAGCUGAAGCUCGUGGCGCUGGAGGGGCUCCUCUACGCCAUCGGGGGCGAGUGCCUGUACAGCAUGGAGUGCUACGACCCCCGCACUGACCACUGGGCCUCUCGGGCCUCUCUCCCCGAGGGGACCUUCCCAGUGGCGCACGAGGCCGUGGCCUGCCGCGGGGACAUCUACGUCACGGGGGGCCACCUCUUCUACCGCCUGCUCAAGUACAGCCCCGCGCAGGACUCCUGGGCCGAGUGCCCCUACAGUGCCAGCCACCGGCGCUCCAGCGACAUGGUGGCCUUGGGGGGCUUUCUGUACCGCUUCGACCUGCUGCGCGGCGUGGGGGCCGCCGUGAUGCGCUACAACACGGUCACCGGGUCCUGGAGCCAGGCUGCCCCCCUGCCCCUCCCAGAGCCCCUCCCGCUGCGCUGCGCUGUGCUGGCCAAUACCAUCUACUGCCUCAACCAGCAGGUCACGGCCACCUUCACCGUGUCCGAGGGCACGGCGCAGUUCGAGGCGCGACAGCUGAAGCCCUUUCCUCUGGGGGGGAGGGGGGCUCUCUGCCCCUUCACCCUGACGCUGCCCACCUCGUCCCCCCUACAGACCCCUCUGUAAGCUCAGCCCCCGGCCGUUCUGCUAGGAAAGUCUGCCGCGCUCCUGCCAGGGAACUGCGACACACCACUGAUCCCAAGAUGGAAGGGCGGCCGGAUCUCCGGGCGCUGGGGUGGAGAGUCGGGGGACAGGGGCAGGCCGAGGGGGGAGGCUGGGAGGCCUGAGGGCCCCGUUUGCCCCAAGGGGACUCCAGGGGAUGGGAGCCUGCCGAGGGCAGCUGCCAGGACAAGCAGGGGAGAGCCGGAAGGCCCAGCCUGCCCCGGCCACCCAAGCCCUCUCCCUCCCGUCUGGGCCCUCUCGAUGGGCUGCCCCUUGUGCUGUGAGCCCGCUGGGGUGGCAGAAUAAACAGGAGCUGAGCUGAGCAAAGGCGAGUGUGUCCCUUUCUCCCCGUCCCCACGAG